AUGCAAGAGGUUUCGCUCGCCGCGAGCCGAGCAGCCACUGCGUCGCACCAGGCGGCGCAAGCCGCCCUUGCGUGCGAGCGUUUCACCAAAGCAGCAGAGGUGGCGCGGGUGGAAGCUGCUGCGGCAGCCGCAACUGCUGCUGCAGUCGCGCGAGCCGCCAUGGCCAACUCCGACGAGCUCCCAGCCUCCCCGCAGCCGUCCAUGACCUUCCGGCAGCGCCGAGGCUCGAAGCACCUCGACCUCAUUCAGGACGCGAUAGCCGAUCCGACUAACUCACAGACAAGUGACGCGCCGGCGACUGAAGCGGCUCGCACCUUUCGGAGGCGUCGCUCCUCAAAAGACUUGAGCGGCGAGCUUCCGAUUGGAGCUACACGGCGUGGGCCCAUGUCCUGGUCCGACGCUGUCGCGGGCGCCGUACCCGACGGAAGCAGUGGCGCCGAGCCGGAGACGUUCCAUGAGCUCCACUCGCCCGACAAGAUGGACUGGCCCACAAAGCGGUGCUCUGCGACCGAGCUGGGCGAAGAGGCGGACGAGGCGGAGCUCCCGUUCGACCCCGCGCUGGUCUGCUCCUUCUCGUGCCACGGCAUCGAGCCCUCGCCGCAGGGAACUGGCCAGCACAAGGAUGGCAAGGCGGUGUCCGGGUAUGCGAUGGAUAUCCUCGUCGACGAGAUUGAGCGGCGGCUGCUCGCGGACGAGGCGAUCGCCGAUGCCUUUAAGCGCGCAUUCGAGGCGACCAAUGAGGCGCUUCGCUUUGCGUCGGGGGUGAAUGCGCGGGUCUCGGGGGCAUGCGCGCUCGCGGUCCUGCUCCAUGGCACGCGCAUCUGGUGUGCGGGCGCGGGCGAUUGUCGGGCGGUGAUCGGCGCCGUCAACGAUGCGGGAGAUUCCGUCGCCAUCCGGCUUUCCGUCGACCACCGGCCGACGGACCCAAUAGAGCGUCAGCGAAUCGAGGCGGCCGGCGCGGCAGUGUGGGAGGGGUGCGACGACCCGCAGCACGGCGUGGAGCCGGCGCGGGUCUACCGUGACCUCGGGCAGCGGAGCUCGGGACCGGGCCUCGCAAUGUCGCGUUGCCUCGGCGACCUCGACGACGCCGAUGCCGGCAUCGUGCCGACCCCGGCAGUGCGGUACUACGAGCUAUCGCCUCAGGUGCCGCGCGACGGCCAGCGCGAUCUCUUCCUCGUGCUGGCGAGCGACGGUGUUUGGGAGCACCUCAGCGACGAGGAGGUUGUGCGGCUCGUCUCCCGCUUCCACGCUUCCGGGCAGCCCGCCAGCGUGGCGUGCACAAACCUGAUGGCCAGCGCGGCCAUGUGCUGGCGGCGAGAGGAGGGCAACUAUCGAGACGACAUCACCGCCCUGGUGGCCUACCUGCCAUGCAUCGGCUCUUGUGGGCGGGGAGAGUGA
Emiliania huxleyi CCMP1516 is the source of this 1398-nucleotide messenger RNA. RefSeq lists its product as hypothetical. The transcript is spliced from 4 exons. Gene Ontology annotation, molecular function: protein serine/threonine phosphatase activity. Bases 1 to 1398 code for a protein of 465 amino acids. Gene Ontology annotation, biological process: protein dephosphorylation. Lineage: Eukaryota; Haptophyta; Isochrysidales; Noelaerhabdaceae. The record is from RefSeq and is a predicted model, not a curated record.